CUCGACUUCGCGGCUCUCGCUCCUCCUCUCCUCCACAACAAACCAUCCCAACACAACACAACACUACCACCACCACCACCAACAACUUCGCUCGAUCACAACUCAGAGCCGCGUCUGUGUGCAGCUUCUUCUCGCUGUCAACAGUGCUUCAGCUUCAGACCUGUGUUGUUAUCCUGCCCUCUCUUUCCUCUCGAUCUGAGAGGCGACGUGCUGACAAUGUUUCGCCUUAGGGAAGGAGGCGUUGAGCCAGACCCUGUGUAUCCCGCCAAUCUCAAGGAAUUGGGAUACUUCGUCACUGACGAGGGCUUCAUCAAGCUAAUCGAAGACCCCAGACUGAACUUCAACUUCUAUCACACCACCGACCCUCGUCACAACGAGGUACAUCGGGAAGCCAUGCACAUUGUCACUCGCGCUGAGAUCUACUCCCGCCUUGAGGCCCUGGGUAUCUACCGCUACUACCUCCCAGGGUUCUCCAAAGAGCCUCCUCCGUCGUCCGAAUACCAACCACAUCUCCCCAUACUGGCUACUGAAGCCGACAUCCUCAAGACCCGAAAGCGAGUCAUCGUUAUUGUCAAUGAUAGCAGACAGGACUUGGGUAUUCUGGCAUACCGACUGUUGCAUCGCUCGGAAGGCCUCGAUGGUGGCUCGGUGGCCAAACUUGUCAAGGAAAUGGUGAAGCGUUCCACAGACGAACACACAAACAAGGCUGCUCAACUUUUGGCACAGCCGGGCGAUGUGCAUGAUGGAGGACCACCUGGCAUCAUUGUCCUGAACACUGGACAGCAGUAUUUCUCCUACAAGCGGAACGAGGCCAUGACCAUAACCUCUUGGCAAGCUUUACAGCAAAAAACGCGUAUCCAUGGAGAUAUCUCUAUUGCGGACGCGAACAAGGUGCCAGGCAACGAGACCCCACGAGACCAUAUCAUGUAUGUCUUCAAGCACAUCAUCGGCCGCAAAGAAUAUGUUCAUCCUGACGCUGAGCUGUACGUUGUUGGUAUUGAAUCCGGGGCAAAAGACCUCUUGAUGCUCAUGAACCGCAAUGAGAAUGUCGCCACCACGUUGUUCCCAAAUAGGACCCACUCAGCCCCCUUCCCAUCUCAGAUCAAAGCAAUGGCGUGCAUUCAGCCUGAUACUGCAGCCGAUGUGAUCACGAACCCACACCUCGCAUCUUUCCUUCGCCAUCGUACUCGUGCUUGGGUCAAGCCUGAGUAUGACGAGCCUGCCGGUAUGCCAGUGGCGAAGCCAAUCCAGGUCGAUGGCGCCUGGGUUCAGACAGAGCCGGAUUCAAGGCAGAAGAAGCUUAGUGGGGCAGCUAUGAUCUGGCCACAAAAUCAUAAGAUCUCCUGGCUUGAAGUGAUAGCAGAGCCGGAGACGGAGCCAAAGAAGCUGGGGAAGUUGCGAAAGAUUGCCUCUUCCGUGCAGGACAAGGUGCAGGACAAGUUGGACAUCUUGAAACCGAAGAAGAUAGUAUCCGCGCUUUCUCCAAAGAAAAAGGAUGCUACAGCUUCCUACGGCGAGGAGGCUGAUCCAACGAAGCCCGGGUCAACGAACGCAUUGCUGAGCUCUCCCACAGAAAUCGAUCCUCAUUCCCUUGGCGUCCUUGAUUCGCCUUCGCCUUCCUCCAGUAACACCAUAAGAGCCGCCGGUGAGCCAUCCAAAGAGCCUUUGUUCUCUCUCAUCGACGAUCCUUCUGUGGGUGACGAGAACGCCAGACCCACGACAGGCACCCAGCCUCAGCUUCCCUCUGACGAGCGCAAAGAAGAACUCGUCGAGCGCCCGAAGGCGCCUACGCCCUCAUCCAGUAAAAGCAAAGGACCAGCCACCGCGUCCACCGAAGGACCCACCACAUCCACCGGCACACCUUUACCCCUGGGCCCCAUCACGGAGGACACUGGCAAAUAUUUGCCCCCCGUGCCCGCGUCCGAGGACAAUCCUUUCGCCGCGUCUACCGAAGGAAUCCCAUUCGUCGACCCUACUCCCAGGUACAACGCCAAUACCCCCUUCUCCUCCUACUCUAACCCUAUCUGCCCCACAUUCUCUGGCGGUCCCGGCGUUGACGACGCUCCCGCCGACCACCCCGAAUGUGUGUUCCCGCGCGUGUUCAAAUCCGUCCUCGACUUCUUCGAGGAGGUCGCCCGGAACCCUGAGAACUACCGCAAUCCGGACAUCCCCGAGAUCGUGAAAUAUUUCCCUCCUGCGGAGGCCUCUGGAAGCGGUGCCAAGUAUCCCUCGGAGUUGGAUAGGCUGGCAGAGCUAGAACACGGGUGUUUGAUACGCGAUGAUGGAUCAAUCAGGGACCAGGGGGGUGAUGAGGGACCUGUAGGUGGUGCUGCCCCCAGCGGUGGUGCCCCUAACAGUGGUUCUAGUAUCGCUCCCUGGAAGACGCAGUGUGAGGGGCCUAUGACUGAGGUUGCUGGCCAAAAGGUUUCUGAGCAGGCGCUGAAGGAUGCAGGAUUAGACGUUGUUUGAUUGAGGGAGGUGUGGGACUGGCGAGCAGUGAGUAGGUUUUGCGAGGCUGGAUGGAUAUCCGACUAUCAGGUACGUGGUCGACAAAAAUGGGGUUCGAUUGUUGAUAGACUUUCUUUUCCGUGGGGCUGGACAUGCCUGAGAGAGUCUCUGAGGGGGUGGACUAUGAGGUUACUCGGCAUGGUUCCAGAAAGGCAUGGUCUAGCAUUGAUAGGGUUGGCAGUGGUAGCUAGAUAGGCUGAAUGCAAACAUCACUUUUUUUGAAUC
This is a messenger RNA of Mytilinidion resinicola, 2733 nucleotides long. RefSeq lists its product as uncharacterized. Gene Ontology annotation, molecular function: siRNA binding. Bases 217 to 2469 code for a protein of 750 amino acids. The transcript is spliced from 6 exons. The record is from RefSeq and is a predicted model, not a curated record. Gene Ontology annotation, biological process: regulatory ncRNA-mediated heterochromatin formation. Gene Ontology annotation, cellular component: nucleus. NCBI's taxonomy places the organism in Eukaryota, Fungi, Ascomycota, Dothideomycetes, Mytilinidiales, Mytilinidiaceae.